Molecule: messenger RNA, 789 nt
Organism: Kogia breviceps (pygmy sperm whale)
Lineage: Eukaryota; Metazoa; Chordata; Mammalia; Artiodactyla; Physeteridae
Source: RefSeq, a predicted model, not a curated record
AUGGAAUUGGAAAAGGGCCAUGGAAGGCUGGGCGUCAACAUUGUCGGUGGCACAGAUCAGCAGUAUGUCUCCAAUGACAGUGGCAUCUCCGUCAGCCGCAUCAAAGGGAACGGGGCUGCAGCCCUGGAUGGGCAGCUCCAGGAGGGUGAUAAGAUCCUCUCGGUAAACAGCCAAGACCUAAAGAACCUGCUGCACCAGGAUGCUGUAGACCUCUUUCGUAAUGCAGGCUAUGCUGUGUCCCUGAGAGUGCAGCACAGGUUACAGAUGCAGAAUGGGCCUAUAGGACAUCACAGUGAAGGGGAGCCAAGUGGUAUGUCCAUUACUGGGGUGCUGGUGCCAGUGUUUGCCCUCAUCAUGGUAGCAUCCUGGGUGUUCAUGAGAUACUGGCAACGACUUUGAAAAGCUUGCUUUCUUCCAGUGCUCCCAAAGAAGAAGAUACAUUUCUCUCUUUUUCUCACCAUCCUCCCCUGCCAUUCUCCCAUAACUUUCCCUCUCUCUACAUAGCCAACACACGAUUUAAAGAGACUGCUACCCAACUGGAACCUUGCUGCUCGAAAUCUCUAAAUCCUCAUACUCUAGUGGGAGAGUAAAGGCAUUGUUUGAAGGAAAGCCGAAAGAAGGACUUGCUUAGAACAAAUGAAGAGUUAUAUAUUUAACUAGGACCACCAAUAGAAGUUCAGCUGCAACCCAGAGAGGGAGAGGUCCAGUCUUCCUAUCACUGUGCGUGAUUCCUUUUUUCUUACCUGGCAUGUGUCAAAGAUCAGCUGUGAUAAGAGGAAGAAAGGAUUU